CCAAGGAUCAUCUUUUGCACCUCUUUUGGAUGCUCCCACAAUGCUUCUGUCUCCCCAUACUGCACCAAAUGGCCCAUGCACAGAUAGAUGAGUUGGAUGAUUGGUUGCAAGGGGAGGACUGCGUGUGUUCGACGGCCUACAUUACUGAUCGCAGUCAAGACUCAGUUGUGGCUGUCUUUGCUGUUGCCGCCGUCUGUAGACUACGGGAUGACGUCAUCGCCUUGGAGACGCACUUUCUCUGGCUUGUCAUCACUGACGAUAGACCUCAUACACAGGGGAAUUUUGGUAUCUACUUCUGUGGAUAUCAGGGGCAUGCACGGCAAGCCAGUUCUGCCGAGACUGACAAGGUUGGAGGUCCAUGUCGUGGGGUUGAUUUCCCAUGAUCAUGGCACUAUCGGAUUCAGAAGAAUUGACAAACUUCCUGCCCAAUGACUGCGCAACAAUAUUUGCCCUCCAACAACCACUUGAAACACCGGGAAUUCAUACACGGAAUAGAUAAGUGGAAAGCGACUGGAUAUGAUGUACACUCGCCUGAGGUUUCACUCCACCCUGGAUGAAAAGCUGCCUUAUACUCAGAGUAUACCUAAAUCUAUAUCCUUUUUUCUCCCGCUGUCACGAAGGUAUCGUGCACCGCGAUGCCGUAAGCGAGCGUUACACCUGUUGACCUCUUUUUUUUUUCCGACCGGAGGACCCUGCCACCUUGUGUACGUUCUUUUUUCACCACCACCAUCCUUUGCUUCGGUCACACUAUACCUUGCCUCUGCGGUGCACAAUCGCUAUAAAUCUUUCCGAAAAAAAGAAUGACUCGUUCAACAUCGAUUUCCUCCGGAAAUAUGGCGGAAAAUUUUCAUCGAGCUGUACGACAGCCUGCCGUAUGCGAUGCCUAAUCCAUGCGGAGGCACUUCUUUUGUGAAGGAAGCGGCCGUCGCCAACCUGACCCAGGUCUGCAAGGAAUGGCAGAAAAUAGCACGAGACACAUCAUACUUAUGGCACAUCAUCACGAUCGAUGGACUGAAUACAACUACCUACAACUA
This is a messenger RNA of Dacryopinax primogenitus, 1034 nucleotides long. RefSeq lists its product as uncharacterized. Bases 69 to 383 code for a protein of 104 amino acids. Lineage: Eukaryota; Fungi; Basidiomycota; Dacrymycetes; Dacrymycetales; Dacrymycetaceae. The record is from RefSeq and is a predicted model, not a curated record. The transcript has 7 exons.